Molecule: messenger RNA, 5354 nt
Organism: Neoarius graeffei (lesser salmon catfish)
Lineage: Eukaryota; Metazoa; Chordata; Actinopteri; Siluriformes; Ariidae
Gene: tbc1d2b
Product: TBC1 domain family, member 2B
Exons: 13
Coding region: 197-3004 (935 amino acids)
Source: RefSeq, a predicted model, not a curated record
ACCGUACCAAGUAGUAUGUGGAAAUAGCAUGUUAGCAUACUAGUAAAAUAGUGUGCACUUUUUUUUUUUUUGCUAGUUCUGGGCUUCUUCCGCACUACAUUUCCCUCAAGCCUUUGCUGCACCACAAGAAUGGACGACAAGUCAUGUGGAUGAAAAUUCAACCGAGCAUCCGGCGAAGGGAAAAGGUCGGAGAAAGAUGCGGGAGGAGGAGGAUGACACCGCCGCCAGUCCGCCGCGGAUUUUCACGGCCAAGUCCGUAGACGUGGCCGAGUGCGAUGGCGUGAAGGAACAGACGCCCAAACUAUGCGGCUACCUGAACAAACUGGAAGGCAAAGGGCCUCUGAAGGGAUUCAAAACGCGAUGGUUCAUCUACGACCCGAGGAAGUGUUACUUGUAUUACUUUAAGACGCCUCAGGACGCUGUUCCUCUGGGCCACAUCGAAAUCUCUGACGCCUGUUUUACCUACGAAGUGGAAGGAGAAGAGGGUCAGUUCGAGAUCCGCACCGCGGCCAGAGAGUUCCUUCUUAAGGCGCCCAGCAGGCAGGUGAUGCAAUACUGGCUUCAGCAGCUUCAGCAGAAGCGAUGGGAGUUCAGUAACACGCGAAGAUGUGGCAACCGAGACAGCUUGUGCUCCCCCACCUCUCUUUUUCCUCACACAGGCCUGGUGGCCAAAGAUGCUGAUGCAGUGUCUCCUGAGCUGCGUAAUGAAACGAUGGAGAGCGUGCGCAGUGAUUUCACGGAGGAGGCAGACGCAAAUGGCUUGGUUGGACUCCAGACUGCAAGGAACCCAACACACAAUUUUUCCCUUCGACAUUGGAGUACUGAGCUGAGGAACAGUAUGUCCCACUUGCGGCAAAGCCGAGGGGGAGAGGGCAGGCGCAGUGUGUUUUAUACAGCCAGCAAUGAGGAAUGGGAGAUGGUGGAUCCCCCCACUAAGGACACUCCAGAACACAAACCUCCAGCUGAGAGUCAGCGCCGUGAGAACCCUUCACUCCUCCACAGACAUUCCAUCGGCUCAGCGUUCACGUUUGAUUUCCGGAACCCAUCACGCAAUAAGCGUCUGUUCCAGAUGAGCUUGGCUAAAUCAGGCCGCAGUGCAGAGACGUCACCGGUGGAAUAUAACGGCAGUAAAGCUGAGGAGCUGCAACUACGUCUGCAGAGCCAACAGGAGGAGCUGAGCCGCAUGCACGAGGAACAGAACCACCUACACGAGGAGCUCAGCAGUCAGAAGGAGCUAGUGCGUCUCCUUCAGCAGACUCUGAGGACUGCUCAGUGUGAGCGCUGGUCAGGGGAGAUGGACAUGGCUGGGGCAUUGACCGAACGAGAUGGCCAGAUCCAGACCCUGUGUGGUCACAUGGAGAGAUUGGCACUGGAAAAAGAGAGCCUGCAGCAGGAGCUGAAGAGCCUGAAGAUCAAAGUGGGAGAAAUUAAUGAUCAGUUGGGCAUGCUGAUGGAGACCAUCCAGGCCAAAGACGAGGUGAUCAUGAAGCUGUCACAGCAGAGACAGGAAGGCAGCGCGGAGACAAACGAGUGCAGCUCUCCUUCAGCGCAGGAAAAGCAAGAGCUCCACCACCUGAGGGACAGCCUUCAGGGCUACAAAUCCCAGAACAAUUUCCUGAACAAAGAAAUCCUUGAAUUGACAGUGUUGCGAAGGAAUGCUGAAACUAGAGAGAAGGUCCUAGAGGCAAAGUACACUGCUCUGGAGGCCAAGCUGUGCCAGGUGGAGAGUAAGUACCUGGUGCUCCUGCAGGAGGUAAAGACUCCGGUGUGCUCCGCAUCCGAACAGAGCCCAAGUGGAGAGGUCAUAUCUCGACUGCUGGAGGAUGCUCUGCAGGUGGAGAGCUCUGACCAGCAGGAGCACAUGAUUCUCAAGCCCCAUCCUGUCAGUGAGUAUGAUGUAUAUGGCUUCAAAACUGUUCCAGAGGAGGAUGAUGAGGAAGAGAAGCUGGUCGCCAGAGUUAGAGCUCUAGAGCUCAGGUCUCUCUCUCUGACUGACCAGGAAGUGUCUGUUGGGGUGAAGUGGGAAAACUACCUGGCUGGUAUCAUGAACAGGGAGAUGGUGCGUUCUCCAGAGCUGAAGGCUUUAAUCCGCAGCGGUGUGCCUCAUGUGCAUCGUUCCAAAGUCUGGAGCUGGUGUGUUAACUUCCAUGUGAAGAAGAUCCGUGAGUGCCAGAAGCCAGACUACUAUGAGAGCUUGUUGUGCACAGCAAGAGUCAAACCUAACCCAGCUUCUAAACAGAUAGAGUUGGACUUGCUGCGCACGCUGCCCAAUAACAAGCACUAUGCUUCACCUUCAGCUGAUGGCAUCCAGAAACUCAGAAACGUGCUGCUGGCUUUCGCCUGGAGGAACCCAGACAUUGGUUACUGUCAGGGACUCAACAGACUAGCUGCCAUAGCUCUUCUUUAUCUGGAGCAGGAAGAGGCUUUCUGGUGUCUCAUCACCAUUGUGGAAGUUUUCAUGCCACGAGACUAUUACACCAAGACACUUCUCGGCUCACAGGUGGACCAGCGUGUGUUUAAAGACCUGAUGAAUGAGAAGCUGCCGAGACUUCAUGCUCAUUUUGAACAGUAUAAAGUGGACUUCUCUCUCAUCACCUUCAACUGGUUCCUGGUGGUGUUUGUGGACAGUGUGGUCAGUGACAUCCUCUUCAAGAUAUGGGAUGCUUUUCUCUAUGAGGGACCCAAGAUCAUUUUUCGCUUCGCCCUUGCCCUCUUCAAGUGCAAAGAGGAUGAGUUUUUGAAGUUGCAGGACACCAUGGCCAUCUUUAAGUAUCUUCGAUACUUCACACGGACAAUUCUAGAUGCAAGAAAGCUGAUGAACAUGGCUUUUGUGGACAUAAACCCCUUCCCCUUAAGGCAAAUCAAAAACCGUCGCACCUUUCAUCUCGAGAAGGUUCGACUGGAGCUCACGGAGCUGGAAGCCAUUCGUCAGACAUUCUUACGUGAGAGAGAGACCUCCCAAGAUGGACGCACGCUUAUCAGUGAUGAUGAAGAGGACAACUGAAUCCCUGCCAGUCAGCAACAACAUGCACAUCUGUGCGAGACAAUGAUGUAUCUUGGGCCCCCCCCCCCCCAGUGAAAUAGUAGUCUCUUCACUUGAUUGCAUUGCGGUCCACAUGAAGCAGCCAUUUAAGUUUAGCAGUAUCUUUCCAUCCUUUUCAAGAGUUGUUAGUGCUGGUUGAUGUUUUGAUAUCAUGUUUGUUGUUUUUUUGUUUUGUUUUUUUUUACUUACAGAUCGCCAUGAACAAGCCACAUGUUGAUAAGUGAGUUAGUAUUUACUGGGCAAAGGUUUAACUUCAGAGAAGUUUUACUUUCAUACAUCACACUGGACAUGCAGUUCAGAUACACCAGUGUUAUCGCGAUCAAAUCUUUAUAGUUCACACUUGCGUUUAUUGAUUCAGUGUUGAUUGUCACUUGUUUACUUCUUUAUAUAAUUGCUCAUAUUUAGCACUGUGUAUUAUUUUCUGUUUUUCAUGUUCUUUCAUUCAUUCAUCGCCAGUAACUUUUAUCCUGGUCAGUGUUGUUGUGGAUUCAGAUCCUAUCCUGGGAACAUGGGGCAUGACACGGGAAUAUACCCUGGAUAGACUGUAUCACAGGCCAACACACACAGUAGCCAGGUAACAUGUUUUUCGGAGCUGGAGAUCUUGGGAAAAACCCACAGGAACACGGGGAGAACAUGCAAACAGAUAUUAACCUAACCUCACAAUUGAACCUCAGACUCCAGAUCUGUAAGGUGUCACCAUGCCAUCCAUUACUCUUAUUGUGCUUGUGAAAUUCAAUAUUUCGGAUGUUGAUUGUCGUAAAUUUUGUUGGUACGUCUAUUGCUGUUUUCAUUUCCUUAUGAAGCACUUCAUCACUUUAAAUUUUGGACAUUCAACUAGUUCAGGGAAGCUGAAGAUGCUAUAGGCUGAACCGAAAAGUAGCGAGUUCUCUCCUGUGUGGGUAUGAAGUAUCUGCAGAAACUCAGUGAAAAUUCCUGUCUACAGUCAUGUGAUGACACUUAGCUGCUGGAAAACAAUCUUUAGACAAUGCAUAUCAUUUAGUCUGUCAGAGCCAUGCUGCUUAUUUUCUGCUUGAGUGACAUUUCGUUGUUAGCAAUUAGAUGGAUUUGGACCAGUUUGAAUCUUCAGCUGUUUGUGUUGUGUAUUGUUCAACUGCCUAGUGGAGCUUUAGUUCAGGACUAUUUUUUGAUAAUUGGCAGUUGUGGCCUUGAAUUAUAAUUCAGCAUUGUGAAUUCAGUUCGAUAAACUUGCAAAUAAUUUCCCAUAAACUUAGGAACAUGACCAACAAGCCUGCAUUUUGGUACCGACUAUGUGAUGCAGUUUACCACCUUCUUCCACAGGGAGCAGCAUUUAGUCUUUUUUUGUUGUUGUUAAUAAUAAUCUUUCACUAUGUGCAGCAUUGGUGCACAUUCCCUUCCUCAUGCACAGUGCCUGUUUUUAGUGUUUCGUUAAAUUUAAAAAUGAAUUUACAUGUUAAGGGCUUAUGUGAUGAGGGACAAUUAAUGUUAGCUUAUUGCCCUUUUAUAAUGCUGGCUUUAAUUUUAAUGUUAUAUUCUCUCUCUCUCUCUCUCUCUCUCUCUCUCUCUCUCUCUCUCUCUCUCUCUCUCCCCCCCCCCCCCUUUUUAUUUUUUUAAAUUGAUUUUAUUUCCAUGUGUGACAUGAUUUUAUCAGGAAUAUUUUAUCUUUAUGUACCAGUGUUUUUCCACAGGUUCUCUUACAGUUUGGAUUUUUAAUACCAGAACCUGAUCAGUACUUAACUCUGUGUAUUUGAUUUCCUGUUGUUCAGGUUUAUAAAAAAAAAAAGAAGAAAAAAGAGAAUUCAAUCAAUUGACUCUUAAUUCAAAGCUGUGAAUUUUCUCAUUGAGAGCUGGUCUCUCAGAAUGCCAUUUAUGUUUUUGGUUUUUUGUAGGAUUUUGAUCAGACCUAAAAUUUCUGUAGCGUACUUAUAAAGAAGUGAUUUCAUCACCGAUAUCCGUAUUCCCUACAUUACAAAGGUUUCACUUUUCAUUAAGGACCUUUUCUGUGCAUUGCCCAUAAUAUUUGGCCAAAAGUAUAACAUUCCUUCUUGUUCUCAUCUUUUUAUGUAUUUUCUAUAUCAAUUACAUGUAGGCCUUGAUUUUAAGCAAAUAUAUUUUGGUAUUAUCUAGCCCAACUUUUUCCACUGCUUUCAUUGAAUAAGCUAGCAUGUCUUAUUUCCAUUGUUAUGGCUCAGCAAUGCAUUGUACUGCUAUGACUGUUUAUUACAUUGCACUGCCACACAUACAUUUAGAAAUCCAUGUAAUGAAUUUAGAUGAAUAAUUUCAUAAUGUAAUCGUUUUUUGUUCUGCUCAAGUGGCCUGAUCAAUAAAUUUC